This is a messenger RNA of Staurois parvus, 424 nucleotides long. The record is from the annotation of a GenBank genome assembly. NCBI's taxonomy places the organism in Eukaryota, Metazoa, Chordata, Amphibia, Anura, Ranidae.
CUGUCCCUGCCAAGACUGAAGCAAAGUCUAAGGCUAUGAAGGCCAAAAAAGCUGUGUUAAAAGAAGUACACCAUUACAAGAAAAUCCGAACCUCUCCUACAUUCCGUAGACCCAAAACCUUGAGGCUGAGAAGGCAAUCCAAGGAAAAGUGCCCUUGGAAUAAGCUUGACCAUUAUGCCAUCAUUAAGUUCCCUCUGACCACUGAGCUGCUAUGAAGAAGCGUGAGGACAAUAACACUCUGGUUUUCAUUUCCAAUGUCAAAGCAAACCAGCACCAGAUUAAAGAAGCAGUGAAGAAGCUGUGUGACAUUGAUGCGGCCAAAGUGAACACCUUCAUUAGGCCAGGCGGUGAGAAGGCAGCACACAUUCGUCUUGCUCCCAGUUAUGACACUCUAGAUGUUGCUAACAAGUCUGGCACCACCUAA